Molecule: messenger RNA, 1522 nt
Organism: Wasmannia auropunctata (little fire ant)
Lineage: Eukaryota; Metazoa; Arthropoda; Insecta; Hymenoptera; Formicidae
Gene: scf
Product: calumenin-B
Exons: 4
Coding region: 243-1223 (326 amino acids)
Cellular component (GO): endoplasmic reticulum
Molecular function (GO): calcium ion binding
Source: RefSeq, a predicted model, not a curated record
GGUGGGAGUGCGCCGCGCGUUUACGGUCUCCACCGCCGCUCUUGCUGAUGUGGAAGCCGCGCGCGGGCCGUGGAAGGAGAGAGGUCUCAUCUCUGUCGUCCCUUCAUUCCGAUCGUAGAACAGACGCCUCGUAGAUUCAUCGUCGAGCGAUUCUUCGGUCGACGAUCCGUCCCCUUUUCUGUGUCACUCCAUUGUUUCUUCUCUCUUUUCCCCCUUCGCCUCCAGUGCACGGUCUCCGUGGAAUGCGGGCACUCAUGCUCCUCCAAAUUCUGAUCGGUUUCUCCAUCCUGGCGACGGCGAUCCCGAAGCAGGCGAUCCCGGACGGCGAGCAUCGCGUAUUGAACAAGGAUGCAAGCAGCAAAGAUCACUAUGUCCACUCCCAACACAAUCCGGCGUACGAUCACGAGGCUUUCCUCGGAGAAGAGGCGAAAACCUUCGAUCAGCUGACUCCUGAGGAGAGCACCAGGCGCCUGGGGAUAAUCGUCGACAAGAUCGACAAGGACAGCGACGGCUACGUGACGCAGGAGGAGCUCAAGGACUGGAUAAUGUACACGCAGCAGCGUUACAUCAGGGACGACGUGGAGCGUCAGUGGAGGUCCCACAAUCCGACGGGGAAGGAGAAACUGUCGUGGACGGAGUACAAGGACAUGGUUUACGGCGACAUGGAGGAGCAGGAGGCGGAGAAGCGGGACGGCGACGAGGCCGACAACUCGUUCUCGUAUAUUCAAAUGUACAAGAGGGAUCGCAGAAGGUGGACCACCGCGGAUCUGGAUGGCGAUGACCAUCUGACCAAGGAGGAGUUCACCGCCUUCCUUCACGCGGAGGACGCGGAGCACAUGAAGGACGUGAUAGUGCUGGAAACGAUGGAGGAUAUCGAUAAGGAUAACGACGGCAAGAUAUCCCUCAUAGAGUACAUCGGCGACAUGUACAGGGGCGAGGAAGGUGAGGAGGAGCCGGAGUGGGUGAAGAACGAGAAAGAACAGUUCUCCUUGUACAGGGACAAAGAUGGGGACGGAUUCUUGAAUGCUGACGAGGUGAAAACGUGGAUCAUCCCAGCGGAAUUCGAUCACGCCGAGGCGGAGUCGAGGCACCUGAUCUACGAGGCGGACACAGAUGCGGAUCACAAGCUGACGAAGAGCGAGAUCUUGGAGAAAUACGACAUCUUCGUCGGAUCCCAGGCGACGGACUUCGGCGAGGCGUUGGCGAGGCACGAUGAGUUUUAAUUUAAUUUAAAAUAAAAGGUGUAAUCUCAUAAGAAAGCUAAAGAAUCACUAACGAACAAAUGACUUAUAAUACUUAAAUCUCUACUUAAGAUCUAUCUAGUUUAUCUACGAAGAAGAAUAUUUAUAUAUUUGCUCUAAUAAAUAGAUGUGUUUUUAUAUAUCGUGGAAAUAUUUGCAAUAAUUGAUAUCGUAGAAAGAAGGAGGAAGUGCAUGGAAUCCUGUAUCUGCCAAAAAUUGUAAAGCUUGAUGCUUUCGAAACUAAGCUGUUGUUACAAUAAAUUUUUUAUAUUGCCAUUGUA